Messenger RNA from Ceratitis capitata (Mediterranean fruit fly), 1260 nucleotides. Its product is annotated as isocitrate dehydrogenase [NAD] subunit 1, mitochondrial. The coding region runs from base 40 to 1182 and encodes 380 amino acids. Gene Ontology annotation, cellular component: mitochondrion. The record is from RefSeq and is a predicted model, not a curated record. The transcript has a single exon. NCBI's taxonomy places the organism in Eukaryota, Metazoa, Arthropoda, Insecta, Diptera, Tephritidae. Gene Ontology annotation, biological process: isocitrate metabolic process; tricarboxylic acid cycle.
CUUCACACCAAGAAAAUUUGCUUUUGUUUUGACGUAGCCAUGCAGUUUCUCAAAAAAUUACCAGUGAAUUUAUUAAAACGUGCGAAUUUUCGACACCAAACCACUAUUGAGGUCCAAGGACAUGAUUACUUAAAAGACGAUCUUCCACCCAAGUUUGUUAAAGUUUUGCCUCCUUCCAAAUAUGGUGGCGAAUAUUUGGUAACGCUGUUAACCGGUUCCUCAAACAUUGGCAAGCAAGGCGCCAAUUUCAUCAAACAUCUAUUUGAAGUAGCAAAAGUUCCGGUGGCAUUCGAAAGAAUUCAACUCGGACCAGACGAAACCGCCUGUCCCAUGGAGUAUUUGCAAUCAGUGCAACGCAAUCGUCACGCCAUUCAUGUCGAUCUACAACACGAUCCGGACGAGAAGCGAAAACAGCUAUUGCUAAACAAUGACCUGGAUCUGUAUAUGGGCAUUAUAAAUGUGAACUCAAUUGAGGGUUAUAAAUGCAGAUACCCUGAUGUGGACAUAACGGUUUUAAUGAAAAACAAUGCUGGUAAUUUCUCAAAAUUGGAAUACGCCCCGGUGCCGGGUAUAGUGGAGACAUUGAGGAUAAUGGAUAGAAAAUACAUUGAACGCUAUUUUAAUUUCGUAUUCCACUAUGCGAUGGAAAAUAAUCAUAAAAAGAUCACAUUCGGUCAUCAAGAGUUGGAGUUUCCUCUCUCGGAUGGCCUAUAUAAUAAGAUUGGUUGUGGUAUGUAUGAGGACUUAAAGCCAGAUUUGGAAUUCGAGCUAAUGCCGAUCCAUGAGUUGGUGCGGAAAAUUGUGUUGGCGCCAAACCAAUUCGAUGUAAUCUGUACGACCGAUCGUUAUGGAACAAUAGUCGCAUCCAUCGCCAGUGCCGUUUGUGGCGGCGCCAGUUUGUUUAGUUCGACUGAGCGUGGUGAUCAUCAUGCUGUCUUUAAGCCGCUUCAGACACGCCUCUCAGUAACUGAUUCCGGAACACUUAGUCCGUAUGGCAUUGUGCGGGCUUGUAUUGAUUUGCUACACUAUUUGGGGGAAACCGACUGUGCGAGAGUAUUGUAUGAGGAGCUGAUGACCACUAUGAUUUGUCGCAACAUAAAGACAAGAGAGUUCGGCGGCAGCGAUUCGGGUGAAUUUGUUAUUUGUGAUAUUGUCAACAGAUUGAAAUGUAAAACCUAUUGACUAAAUGUAACAUUGAAAUUUCGGGAUUACUGAAAUUCGAAAUUCCUUUAAGUCGAAAAUAAAUUUUGAGGCCAUUUA